UUGUUUAUGGUUUAUUUUGCCUUUGGCUAAUAUAGAAGUUUACAAUUUGCGAUUGUCCUCAUUUCAUUUUUGUUAUUUUAUUGAUUUAAAUUGGUUUUCUAUGAUACACCAGUCCAAAUUUCAUGCCUUAAUAAUUCCGGACUGAUGUAUAUUGUUUAUAUCCGUCAAAUCAACGAUGGGCUUUGAAACCAAAAGAUUUCAAGGUGACGUUGACGAAGAACUUAUUUGCCCUAUUUGUUCAGGAGUUUUGGAAGAUCCUUUACAGGCGCCUGCUUGCGAACAUGCGUUCUGUCGUGCCUGUAUAACUGAAUGGAUAAGUCGCCAGCCGACUUGUCCCGUAGACCGGCAGGCAGUUACAGCAAGCCAGUUGCGACCUGUUCCAAGAAUACUACGCAACUUGCUAUCCAGGUUGAGCACUCGGUGUGACAACUCAGUUCAUGGCUGCAAUGCAAUAUUAAAACUGGACUCCUUGCCUUCUCAUCUUGCCGAAUGCGAAUACAACCCCAAGAGGCCGAUGCCUUGCGAGAAGGGCUGCGGUCUUGUAAUACCCAAAGACGAGCUAGCGGACCACAACUGCGUCCGAGAGCUGCGGGCCCUCAUAGCGACCCAGCAAGGCAAGCUGACGGAGUACCAGCAGGAGUUGGCCGAGCAACGGCUGGUCAUCAACGAGCACAAACGGGAACUGGCACUGUUGAAAGAGUUCAUGCGGGCCAUGCGCGUGUCGAACCCCACGAUGCGCGCGCUGGCCGAGCAGAUGGAGCGCGACGAGGUGGCGCGCUGGGCCGCCUCGCUGGCCCGGGCGCGGGUGACGCGCUGGGGCGGCAUGAUCUCCACGCCCGACGACAUGCUGCAGGUGAUGAUGAUUAAAAGGAGUCUGUCAGAAUCUGGCUGCCCGCCGCACAUCAUCGACGAGCUGAUGGAGAACUGCCACGAGAGACGGUGGCCGCCCGGGCUGUCUUCCUUGGAGACCAGGCAGAACAACAGAAGGUUAUACGAGAAGUACGUGUGCAAGCGGGUGCCCGGCAAGCAAGCGGUGCUGGUGCUGCACUGCGACAACGCGCACGUGGACGAGCACAUGAUGCUGGAGCCCGGCCUCGUCAUGAUAUUCGCACACGGCAUCGAAUAACGAGUGAACAGUUUACCACAAAGAUAUAUGUCACUGGAGUCAUCGUUAUUUAAGAGAUCUGGAUCGAGCAUGAACUGAGCUCAUGGCAUCCUAUCAUAUACAAUACAAUAUGUAGAUAUGUUGCUGGAGUAAUCGUAAUUAAAGAGUAUCCAGUUUGGAUCGAGCAUGAUCUGAGCUCGUGGCGUCCUAUCAUAUACAAUAUACAAUACAAUAUGUAGAUAUGUUGCUGGAGUAAUCGUAAUUAAAGAGAACCCAGUCUGGAUAGAGCAUGCAGUUUACCACAAAACAUGUCGCUGGAGUAAUUGUAAUUAAAGAGUAUCCAGUCUGGAUCGAGCAUGAUCUGAGCUCGUGGCGUCCUAUCAUAUACAAUACAAUAUAUAGAUAUGUCGCUGGAGUAGUCGUUAUUAAUACUACCCAGUCUGGAUAGAGCAUGCAGUUUACCACAAAACAUGUCACUGGAGUCAUCGUAAUUUAAGAGUAUCCAGUCUGGAUCGAGCAUGAUCUGAGCUCGUGGCAUCCUAUCAUAUACAAUAUACAAUACAAUAUAUAGAUAUGUCGCUGGAGUAAUCGUAAUUAAUACUACCCAGUCUGGAUAGAGCAUGCAGUUUACCACAAAACAUGUCACUGGAGUAAUCGUAAUUAAUAUUACCCAGUAUGGAUUGAGCAUGAUCUCAGCUCAUGGCAUCCUAACAUAUACAAUACAAUAUAUAGAUAUGUCGCUGGAGUAAUCGUAAUUAAUACUACCCAGUCUGGAUAGAGCAUGCAGUUUACCACAAAACAUGUCACUGGAGUAAUCGUAAUUAAUAUUACCCAGUAUGGAUCGAGCAUGAUCUGAGCUCAUGGCGUCCUAACAUAUACAAUACAAUAUAUAGAUAUGUCGCUGGAGUAAUCGUAAUUAAUAUUACCCAGUAUGGAUCGAGCAUGAUCUGAGCUCAUGGCGUCCUAACAUAUACAAUACAAUAUAUAGAUAUGUCGCUGGAGUCAUAAUCAUCAUAUCGAAAAAGUAUCCGGAAUACAGGUGAAUCUGGACUCAAAAUGAUAUCGGUCCAUGGCAUCAAGUAAUCAUACUGUUCACCGCAAAUUACUAGGAAACUAAACUGAGUAAGAUUGGUAGGUUUUAUGAUCGACCAAUUCUUCAGGUUAUAAGAACACUUUGUGUGAAAGAGUCGGGCAAGUUUCGGUGAUACUAUUUUUCCGCCGCAGCAUUGAGGAAGCAACACAAACUUACUUUCUAACAAGAAUUAGUUCUAAAGUUCUAGUUCGACCCCAGCGAAGAUAUACCAUUUCACUCGAAAAGAAGUCUCCCAAAAUUCCAGUUACGAGAAGUGAUUAAAAGUUGUGGUUUAGUGUUGCUAGGUGCAAAAAAUUUACUGUAAAAGACCAAUGAUUUUGUACAAUAUAUACGAUUGUUUGAUACGUGUGUUGAUGAAGUAUUUUUUAAGUAUUACAAUGUUUUUUUAUAGUGUUAAUUUUGUAGUCUGGUUACUUGAAGACGCGCGUCGAAUAGAUGUGAAAUGUGUGUAAAUACAUGUGGAUAGCACGCCAUAAAAUGCAAAGCAUUUGUGGUAGUGCUUUAUAUUCGAUGACUGAAGAGAUUUUGGCGGGAAUACAAACGAUUAUUAUGCUGUUUAUGCUAAUAAUGAUAUGCUCUUUAUGCUAAUAAUGGUCUGUUGUUGAUAAUUAAAUGCUUGUGGAAGUGAAGAAGAAGAUUUUAUCAUUGAAAUUGAAAAGAAAGAAAAAUAUCAUUGAAAAGAAAACAGAUGUAUAGCAUCUAAAUGACUGGACCAUGACUAGAACUGAUCCUCUGACUGAUUACAAAAUCCGAUAUCGUCAAGUUUGACAUGCGUCUUCAGGUUGUAGCGGAGUAGUAACGGAAUGUGAGUGGCGAAGUACACGGUAAAAAGAAACGAAUUGUAUUUGUUCGCUUAUUGGAAUGAGUAUAAUCUUUAUGAACUAUCUGAACUUGACGGAAAAUUACGUUAUUUUUCAUUAAGGGUAGAUGUAGGUGUUAUCCCAUCGAAUGCUAAAAAAAAGGAAAUUUUAUAUGAUAAAUAUCAAUAAUCUUUUAUUUAAAAUUACUUAGUAUCUAUAAAUACUGGGUGUUGAUGACUGACUGUGUAACUGACAAACACGCCUCACUGAGGCUUAUAUAGUAUUAUGUAGCUUUGACAAAUAUUAAUAUGUAAGAAACAACUUAAAUUUAUUUUAUUGAAAAAUUAAAAUGACGUGAAAAAGUGCCUGCAAAGGCCUAUUUACUGAAUUUUUUUUUUUUUAUUAUUAAAUGAUUUUGAUUUUGACAGAUACGGAAGUUUAUUAUGCGUAAGACGCUACAAUUAGACACGUAAAUAUUAUCUUACAAUUUAAAUAUCUUCUUCCUAAACUAAAAUAAUUUCAGACAAUUCCUCAGAUAGUUCAUAAAGUUGAAAGAUUUGGUCUCUGUCUAACCCUCCGGGAAAGAAGCAUGUAUGUAGUUCAUAAAGUUGGUUGGUGAAUGUAAGUUUGUAACGAUACUAAUUCUUAGUUAAAAUUGGAGUAUUGAACAUUCCCUAUCGCAAGACUGGUUCUUACAACAAAGCUUCAAAAUGUACUUUAACAGUUUCUUAAUGUCUUUCUUUAAAUGUUUCUUAAUGUCUUUCUUUAAAGUAACGUGUCUUUAAAUGAAUGUACAGAAUCAUUUCUGUCCAUUUGUAAAAAAUAUUUGGCCUAUUGUGUUUGGAUUAUUCUUUAUUUCACACAUAUUAAGCUUUGUUGAAAACCCAGCCUACAAAGGAACAUUUUGAAUAGGUUUAUAAAUGCCAGUAAAAUGUUUUCUACAUAUUUUUUUUAUAAUCAGUGAUGAUCGAGUGCUGUGUUAAGAUAUAGUGUGUAUUUUUGUUCAAUAUAAAUCGUGUAUUACUGCCUUUUUGAGUGUUCCAAAAUUCCUGUAUAACAAGACUUGACAAUCAAUUUAGUUAGUUCAUAGUUUACAUGUUUUGUUUGUGUUUUUUUAAUUGGCGUUAAAAUUAAUAUAUUUAGCUCAAUUGCAAUUGAA
This is a messenger RNA of Amyelois transitella, 4157 nucleotides long. RefSeq names its product E3 ubiquitin-protein ligase NRDP1 (gene elgi). NCBI's taxonomy places the organism in Eukaryota, Metazoa, Arthropoda, Insecta, Lepidoptera, Pyralidae. Gene Ontology annotation, molecular function: metal ion binding; ubiquitin protein ligase activity. The record is from RefSeq and is a predicted model, not a curated record. The transcript has 7 exons. Gene Ontology annotation, cellular component: plasma membrane signaling receptor complex. Bases 176 to 1126 code for a protein of 316 amino acids. Gene Ontology annotation, biological process: regulation of canonical NF-kappaB signal transduction; positive regulation of JNK cascade; tumor necrosis factor-mediated signaling pathway.